GAGCGGGCCGCGGGGGAACGGGGGACGCGGCGUCCGUCCGCGGCGGCUGCGGCGACGAGAGGUCGGUGUGCUUGCGAGAGGCCGCGGGAGCCGACGGAAGCCGUGCGCUGUGUGGAGGACGAGCAGCGAGCCGGAGGACGGGUACUGGAAAUGGCUACUCCUCAGUCAGUUUUCAUCUUUGCAAUCUGCAUCUUAAUGAUAACAGAAAUAAUUCUGGCCUCAAAAAGCUACUAUGAUAUCUUAGGUGUGCCAAAAUCUGCUUCAGAACGUCAAAUCAAGAAAGCUUUUCACAAAUUGGCCAUGAAGUACCAUCCUGACAAAAAUAAGAACCCUGAUGCUGAAGCAAAAUUCAGAGAGAUUGCAGAAGCAUAUGAAACACUCUCGGAUGCUAAUAUGCGGAAAGAGUAUGAUUCACUUGGACACAGUACUUUUACUAAUGGUAAAGGACAAAGAAGUAGUGGAAGUCCUUUUGAGCAGUCAUUUAACUUCAACUUUGAUGACUUAUUUAAAGACUUUAAUUUUUUUGGUCAAAACCAAAACACUCGCUCUAAGAAGCACUUUGAAAGUCACUUCCAGACACAUCAGGAUGGCUCCAGUAGACAAAGGCAUCAUUUUCAGGAGUUUUCUUUUGGAGGUGGAUUGUUUGAUGAUAUGUUUGAAGAUAUGGAGAAAAUGUUUUCUUUUAAUGGCUUUGAUACCAACAACCGUCACACAGUACAGACUGAAAAUAGAUUUCAUGGAUCUAGCAAGCACUGCAGGACUGUCACUCAACGAAGAGGAAAUAUGGUUACUACAUAUACUGACUGUUCGGGACAAUAGUUUUUUUUUCUAUUCUCACUAAGCCCACCUAGUUAACUCCUCAGUGUGUUUGAUGCAAGACAAGUUUUCUGUGAACUAUUUUGACAAGUGCAUGAUUUCACUUACUUCACACAGCUUGAUACAGCUAUUACAUAUAUUUAAGUUGUUUUUAACAAAUUCAGCCAUAUUCUGCUAGUAGACAAAAAUCUAUUAUUUUUCCUAAUUAGGAAAGUUAUUUUUAAGAAAAAAUUUACAAGAUCUUUUUUUUUUCCCCUUUACUUACUCUUGGGCUUAUUAAUAUGGCAAUUUCUUACC
Messenger RNA from Jaculus jaculus (lesser Egyptian jerboa), 1113 nucleotides. RefSeq names its product DnaJ heat shock protein family (Hsp40) member B9 (gene Dnajb9). The transcript has 3 exons. Lineage: Eukaryota; Metazoa; Chordata; Mammalia; Rodentia; Dipodidae. Gene Ontology annotation, molecular function: misfolded protein binding; protein-folding chaperone binding. Gene Ontology annotation, cellular component: endoplasmic reticulum. The record is from RefSeq and is a predicted model, not a curated record. The coding region runs from base 151 to 819 and encodes 222 amino acids.